Molecule: messenger RNA, 6714 nt
Organism: Anopheles marshallii
Lineage: Eukaryota; Metazoa; Arthropoda; Insecta; Diptera; Culicidae
Gene: enc
Product: protein encore
Exons: 12
Coding region: 1-6714 (2237 amino acids)
Molecular function (GO): nucleic acid binding
Source: RefSeq, a predicted model, not a curated record
AUGAGCACUGUUGCCGUUGCUGCGCAGCAGCAUUCUACCGAUAGCCGCACGCACAGCCUCAAUCACGCAGAGCAGCAACCCGCUGGCAGCACGGGUGCAUUAACGGUAGAGAACGGACAUUCUUCCGGGAUGCCAUGUGCGCCCUGCCCGAGCAACGGUUCAACCUUACCGGGCAUUUCGCCGGGAUCGGCGGCUACAACAGUUCCUGGCUGUGGUGGUGGAGGUGCUGGCUGUAGUAGCCUCAGUAGUAGUGGUAAUAGUAGCAGUGGAAACGCCAUGGCAGACAGCCAAACAGACACAAGUGCUCCAUCUGUUGGAGGUGAUGGACAGCAACAACAGAUGCAGCAGCACCAGCAGCUUGUCGACUCCCCUCAACAGCAGCAAGAUCAUCCUGCUGCUCCGGGCAGUCGUCCGACAUCCGGUGGCCGACAGCAAAGGAUUGCUGGUGGAAAAGGCAAGCAUUUAACCCGCAGUCACGCGAUGCGUGAGUCAACUUCCCCGCCCCGAACACCAACGCCACGAUCUCCAUCCGAUAGUCACAGCAGCAAUCCAAUCAGUAGCACCGGCAGCGGUAGUACGGGUGGAAUAACCAACACGACCACUGCCAGCACUACGAUUGCCAGCAGCAGCACCAGUACCAGUAGUGGUAACGCACUCAGCAAUGGUCUCCAAUGUCCCCAAGAACGAUCAUCAGGAGCAGCAUCCACCAUGAACGACGUAGAAUCGCUGGCCAAACAUAACAGCUCUGGCCCCGGUGGUGGGACUAGCGGAGGUAACAGUGGCAACAGUUCUCCUAACAUCGUCCUCUUUGCCGGUGCUGAGGAUCAGCAGCGUAAUGGUAAAUCUCAGCUGGAUUUAGACUUCCCGAAGCUGACACCUCCGAAGACGUCCUUUAAUCCGAACGCUGGUACUAACGGCGCGCAUCAUCCGCACUCACAAAAGGGCAACAGUGUGAAGAGCAGUGUUACGGCAACACAUCACGCGAGAGCGAAUGGUGGUAUCGUUUGCGAGACAGACAAAUCGGCACCGUUGACAACCACCGCCGCUUCAACACUCUCAGUAGCGACCGGAGGCAGCAAUAACGCGAAACAGACAACACCGUCACAACAAAGCGUGACGAGCACGGUUUCACCUAACGCUACCGGCACCGACACACCGGACGGUGGUGGAACGACUCGCGGUGGAGGUUUACCAGCCGGGCAAAGUCCGUCCAAUCAUAAUCUCGUGCCGGUGUCCGGAUCUGGCAAUGUAUCCGCGGUGACAUGUGAUACUACGAUCGGUGGCGAUCCGUCGAUUCCGGGGGCUGUAGGCAAAGCGUUGUCUACGCACACCUCUCCGGUACAGUCAGCUGCAAAUAGCAACUUUUGUGAUAACGAUGGUCGUCAUGGUCCGUAUCAGCAUCAACACCAGCGGGAUGUGAGUUUUAGCAGCAAUGAAGGUUCUGGAGGCCAAUCGACGAACGUUGACGGUCAGAUCAAUAUACAGUUUUCGCACGAAACGGAAACACGUUACAUCCAGUGCGACAGUCCUACGGAUAGCCUUAUGAGGAGUGGCGGUAAUGCGGGGCCAACCACCACACCCCCUAGCGGUGGCGGUGGAGGGAGUGGUGGUAAAAAACGAAGUGGUGCUUCCGGAAAGGGUGGAAAUAAGGCGACCCGGUUGAAAAAUCUGAGCGGCGGUUCCUCCUCCAGCGUCGACGGUGGUGGAGGAGCCGGUGGUAGUGGUGGUGGUGGAGGAAAUGGCAGCUGUGGUGGCGGGAUGGCUUCGUUUAUGUCGCGGGACAGCCUAUGCGAUCCGUUCACCGACCAGAGCGGUGUAAAUUUGCUUCAGUUUUUCAAGGAAACUCUAAACAAAAACUUCAAAGAUCGUAACAUGCUGAUGAAGAUCGAGAAGGAGCUACUAUCGCUGGCGAUGGAUCGUAGCCGGAGUCAGAUGAAAUUUCCGCCCAUGUCUUCCUAUAACCGAAUGUUGAUUCACCGGGUGGCGGCAUACUUCGGCAUGGAGCACAACGUGGACGCAACGCAGCAGUGUGUGAUUGCGGAGGUGACACCGGCCACCCGCAUUCCGGAUAUUCGGUUCAAGAAUCUCAUUUCGGACAGCUUCUUGGAGGAGCCACGCAAGUCCAUCCUGAAGCGGGACACGCACAGCUUCGACGAGUACCAUCGGUUCGGUAGCGGUACUGGCGGCGGUGGUGGUGGAGGAGGUGGUGGAAGUGGUCUACUGCACUGUCCCGACCGGGGCAUGCUGGAUCGGAAAGCAAAAAGCUUCGAAGAGCGUGAGGAAGAGUAUGAGAAAUCCAAGCGGAGGUUAUUCAAAAAUCGUGAGCAUGAUUCCGAGUCCGAUCAGUGGCAGUGGAUAUCGACCGAUGGUGCUGGUGUUGCUGGUGGCGGCGUCGGUGUUGGUACGACGCUGGUUGACCUGAAUGCCGCCCGGCACCAGCAGAAACUGCAGAACAAUCGCUUGCUGAAAGUACAAUCAGUGUCAAUUGAGGGACGAUCGGACGAACGGCCUUGCGUUUCAAAAUCUCACAGCUUCGGAGGUUAUGGAGGAUCGUCACAGAAUGCAUCGUUGCUGCGAGGCGAUUCGAUAACGUCAACCAAAAGUGCCGGUGCGCGGCUGUUUACGAAGCAGGACUCGAACGCCAGCACCAACACGCCCUGGAGGCUGUCCCCGUCUAGCAGUGGGUCGUACCUUACUUCCAGUUACAAAACCCAAUCCAUCCGCUCGGAUUCGGUAACACCUUCUCCAACUGGCUACGGCAGCGGCGAUCACACACCGGAGCCGUGCGUCCCAUCACCGUCGGCAACGUGCGGCAUUAUGUGGGCCGUAACCGAUAUGGCCAGUGUACCGAAGGGAAGUGUGCUGAUAGAUCCCCAGACGUUUCAACCGAUUGUUAACCAGGACGGCACGCUGUAUCACUUCGAUCCAUCCAACCUACCACCUGCGGCAGGCGGUCCCUGGCCAGCAAGUGGAAAAAUGUCGAAGCGAAGGUUCGAAAAGCAGAAGUCAUUCAAUAGUAAGAACAAUCUCAACAGUAGCAGUUCGCUUGAAAGCGCUACAGAUGGUCCGUCACUAGGAAAGACAGUUGAAUGCGGACAACAGACGGUGAUUCCUACUGCUGUAGAGAGCGGCUCUGGUGCCAUUACGACCAUCAUGACGGUGGUAUCAACGACAGCUACAACGACACCGACCACCAUUGCGGAGGAAGUGGUCAAUGAGCUCGGGUGUUACGAUGUGGGUGUCAACUCCGGCGGCCUAAAAUUACUAAGCGUUAAAGAUAAUACAGAUAUGGAUGAAAACUCAAGCCUCUGCGAGGAAAUCUCACAAACGACAAACGAGCUUGGCGGAUUGAAGUUGCAGAAACAUCAAGCCACUAGUCCUAUGCUGCAGGCCAGCGAAUUGCAGCCAAUCGAUAUGAAUGAAAUACAAUACAGUACCAAUCAGCACGAAAGUGGAACUCUCAUGCAUACUGCCAACUCUGGACUGCUGGAUAACGAUCGGACCUUAAUCGACGAGGUAGUGGAAACGACGGGAGAAGAGCAAGACGAUCUCGGCGACACGCUUGACACUUUGGACAAACCCGAACAUAACAAUCCGGCUCUGGGUGCUGCUGUACAAUUGUUGCACGUACACGAUCCUGUCAGUAGUAGCAGCACGCUGGACGCUGGCGAGGAUGACGAGGAUCGGAGUGAAACCCCAACCGACGGUGGACAGGAGGAGGUUGACAAGAAAAACGACAUGGUAAAGGUAGCCAACGUGGUACAGACGGUAGUACCGUUGACUAGUUACGCAAGCACCACAACGACCCCUAAUGGUGGUAGUGGUGGCGGAGUUAGCGCGUACACAGUCACGUACGAUGGUGGAGGUAGUGGUCAUCCGGGUGCUACCGUAUACGCUACUGGUACACCAGGCCUGUCAACGACGACAUAUCAGACAGCGCCGGACGGUGCAAUUUAUGCCGUACCAUCUUCGCUCGUCUACACAUAUCCCACGGCAAUGGAUCCAACCGAGAUGUCCGGUGGGUACUUUGUGCCAGUGUACGAUCCACAGCAGCAGCGAGAAGCAAGCCUCUGUUCAACACCGGGCGCUUCAAUCUACUCGGCUCCGGCCGGUGCCACAUCGACAGUAUUGCAUCCGAUAGCGUACACACAGAGUGCGGCAGCUGCUGCGGCUGCGGCUGCAGCCGCCUAUACUGGCGCACCACUGUACCAAAAUCCGGUCAUGUAUUCGUCCGACCAAUUCCCAGCGGCACAAGCGGCCGCCGCUGCAGCAGCAGGACAGCUUUCACAGUAUCCCAUUAGCUACCCGAUCGGAAUAGGAUACCCGUUCAAUGGUGCUGCGUACCAAAACUACUGGAAUCAACCAAUCACUUAUUACGUUCCUCAGACGCCCGUCCCGUCAACGGUGGCCGGUGCUUCUAUUCUAAUGCAGCCUCCGAUACCGCAAACUCCCACCAAUGGUGGAAUUAUCACGACAACGGCCACCGUGUCGGCAUCAACCUCGGGCACCGGUAACAGUUCGUCUGGUGCGCCAAUUUCCGGCAAGCGUAACACGACUCCCCCUAACAGUGGGCAUGGUCAAUCGCAAAGCGGCGCCACGCACAGUGCCUCGGUAACCCCGGUUCCGAUAUCACCGUUCACCACCAAUAUUUCCGUACCACUGCCCGAUUCGUCGUCGGCCGCGGCGGCUGCUGCUGCUGCCGCUGGUGCCCCGAUGUACGCCGCCUUCCCGCAGCCACUGUACCCCAACAUGCUUCCAUUUGCUAGCCCGAUGGCGACACAUCCACAUCCGGUGGCGGCCACUCCAGGGACGCUGGUACCCACUGCCGCAUCAUUCCAUCCGCAUCCGCCAUCCGGUGGAUCGCAACACCAUGCCUCCAGUCACCAUCCCGCAGCUUCUACCGGUGGUGCGCACGGUGGUGAAUCGACGUCACUAUCCGGUGGCAAUGGUCACCAUCAGCAUCAUUCACAGUACCAAAAUCAUCAGCACCAGCACCACCAGCAAGCAAGCGGUGGUCACUAUUCCACUGUGAAUGGACCGUCGAAUGGUGGCGGUAAUAGCAGCAGCAGUAGUAGCAGCAGCAACAGCAGCCACAGUGGCAACCACAGUAAUAACUGUGCGACGAACGCACCGACACCACAGUCGACGCCCAGUACACCGCUCUCCCUGCCAAUGUCUAUGACGUCGCAUCACGCCGGUGUUCCCGGUGCAACACAUAAAGGCAUGCCGCUCUUUCCAACACCUCCAAUCAUGCCGAAUGUGGCUGCAGGCGGAGGUUAUGGUGGCCAUCAUCAUUAUGGGGCGGCGGAUGAACGCAAACCGGGAAAUGGAGGCUACCAAGGGAGCAAACCGCGACAAACGAAUGCGAACUCCGGUACAAACGGUGGUUCGACCGGUGGUAGCUACUUUAAUUAUAAUGCAUCUGCGAAUGGAGCCCGACAGAUGACGCCGAACAGCAACGCCGGUAGUGGCAGCUAUCAGCCUCAAGGAAGCGGUGGCAUGAAGGGAAGCUACGCACAGAAUAAUACAGGGAACAAUAACCAAAACCAGAACGGCCCACUAAUCUUGGGUCCGCCUCCAUCGGGCAAGGGUAAUCGACAUGACAGUAACGCGCCUCAAAACGUAACCAACGCGAACGGCAACUCCUCCAGCAAGCCACCACUGAUCCCGACGCUGCCCAGCAUGGUUGUACCGGGUGCGGUAGCACCAAACACGGGAAUGGCGGGCGAUAAAUCGCGACUGAAUCGCUCCUCGAAACCGCCCAACCUCGAUCUGAAGCGCAGCUACAACAGCAACAGCUACAGUGGGGUGAACAACCGCAACACUCCCAGCACAAAUUCGAACGAAAGCAAUGGCUCACCGAACAGUAUUACGUCGUCGUCUGUGCACGAACACGGUGCGUCUCAAUCUCAUCAUCCCAUGGCACCGGCGCAUCACGCCGCUUCACAUCAUCACGGUGGCCACGGCGGAAACAAUCAUCCAUCGACACCGACAUCGCACCAUCACGGAAGCAACCACCCGGUCGUGUCGGCUGGUGGCCAACCGUCCCAACACGGCUCACUGCACCAUCAUCAUCAUCCGGCGCAUCCACACGCGCAACACCAUCCCCAUCAUGGUGGAAAUCAACCGAUGCCUCCCGGUGUUCAGCAGCAGACGCACGGUGGUGGUCCCGGCGGAGGCGGAGGAGGAGGUGGUGGUACGACGCACUACUACCAUUCGGGUGGAGGACAAUCCAUGGCAACAGCUGGAGGGGGACAGCCCCAUUCCGGACAGUCGUCGUACUAUUCUGGUGGGGCAGGAAAUGGUCCGUCGCAGCGCGGUGGCAGUGUAGGAAGCAAUGGUGGUGGUAAUGGUUCGGGAUCCGGCGUGGGCUCUGGUGCGCACACCACGGCCCAUCCACACGCGAUGCCUGCAGCUGUAAUGCAUAAUUCGGCUGUUGCUGCAGCGGCCGCUGCUGCUGCCGUCGAACCGUACCAUCAACAGUUGAUCCCGAUCAAUGCCGCCACCGGGAUGUCUUACGUGAAAAUUGGCCAGGCGUAUUACCCUUCGUUAACAUUGCCGCAAAGCCGCCGAUCGCCUCCUAACGAAAUUCGUCCAAUUGCGGGUGUCUAUCCGACGAUGAAUAUGGUGAUGCCGGCAUCUCGACAGUUCACACCACGACCACAGCACAGCAGCGGGUACAGCAGUGCCAAGGCGGCUAAAUCGCUUCGAUAA